UCUGUUCAUCGUCAUCUCCCUAAUAUCUGAAAUUACGCAGAGGAGAAUUUGAACAAGGAAUAUGGCAACUCGAGCUCUGCUCAAAGCUCUCACCAAUCCAACUUUCCCUUCCUCAUCUCUUCAGCUUCUUUCCAUUUCCUCCAUUUCUAGAUCCGUUAGCACACUGGUUCUAGCAGAACAUGAUGGUGGUAUGGUGAAGACCCAAUCGCUGAGUGCUGUUGUUGCUGCAAAGGCAUUGGGGGAAGAUAAUUCUAUCUCAAUGCUAUUGGCUGGGUCAGGUCCUUCUCUUCAAGAAGCUGCUGCUCAUGCUGCCUCCUGCAAUCCUUCCAUUUCUCAGGUACUUGUAGCUGAUUCAGAUAAAUUUAAAUACCCUCUAGCAGAACCUUGGGCUAAAUUGGUCCAUUUGGUUCAGCAAAAUGGAGGCUACUCACACAUAAUUACUACCUCAAGUUCAUUUGGGAAAAAUAUACUACCCCGUGCAGCUGCUCUCUUAGAUGUUUCUCCAAUUACUGAUGUUAUUGAAAUUUGUGGAUCCUGUCAGUUUGUCAGGCCAAUUUAUGCUGGAAAUGCUCUCUGUACAGUCCGUUAUGCUGGUGCCAACCCUUGUAUGUUAACUGUUAGAUCUACAUCUUUCCCUGUGCCCUCUGUAGCAGCUGACUCAAAAUCUAAUGAGGCUCCAAUUUCCCAGGUUGAUCUCUCAACCUUCAGUGAAGAUUGCAUGAUAAAAUCUAGAUAUGUUAAGCAUACAUCUCAGGACACAGAAUGCCCUGAUCUUGGAAGUGCACGUAUUGUGGUCACUGGUGGACGGGCGUUGAAGAGUGCUGAGAAUUUCAAAAUGAUUGAGAAACUUGCAGAGAAACUUGUUGCAGCAGUUGGUGCUACACGUGCUGCUGUUGAUGCUGGAUUUGUUCCUAAUGACCUUCAGGUUGGUCAAACAGGGAAGAUUGUUGCUCCAGAAUUAUACAUGGCGUUUGGUGUUUCAGGAGCUAUCCAACAUUUAGCUGGCAUGAAAGACUCCAAGGUCAUUGUUGCUGUUAACAAAGAUGCAGAUGCGCCCAUUUUCCAGGUGGCUGAUUAUGGAAUGGUGGGAGAUCUUUUUGAGGUGAUACCAGAAUUGUUGGAGAAGCUUCCUGACAAAAAGUAAAGCAGUUUACUUGGGAAGUCUUUGCAGUGCCAAGAAUGUUGCUUAACUUACUGUUCAGUGAAAAGUGCAAAUAGAACAAUAAUCAAAAUCAAUAAGAAUUGAGUUUCCUCAUUUCUCCUACA
Carica papaya (papaya) is the source of this 1266-nucleotide messenger RNA. RefSeq names its product electron transfer flavoprotein alpha (gene ETFALPHA). Gene Ontology annotation, molecular function: flavin adenine dinucleotide binding; electron transfer activity. NCBI's taxonomy places the organism in Eukaryota, Viridiplantae, Streptophyta, Magnoliopsida, Brassicales, Caricaceae. Gene Ontology annotation, biological process: fatty acid beta-oxidation using acyl-CoA dehydrogenase. The record is from RefSeq and is a predicted model, not a curated record. Gene Ontology annotation, cellular component: mitochondrion.